UCUUAUCGUUAAAAGGUUUAUAUAUUUCUUUCAUUCUUUAAUUAAAGGUUUAGAUAAGUAUAUUAUUACUUGCUCUUUAAUCAAGUUCGGGUUAGGGUAUCUGAAUUUGUAAGCUACAUCCAUGGUAGCAAUUCCAAGGGCCAAAACAAUGACAUUUUUUUGUUCAUAUGAUGAUGCCUUUACCAACGAGGAUUUUUCUAGUGUCACUCACAUCGAUUAUAGUAAGGAUUUUAACAUUUCAAAGAUCGCGAAAACAUCAAUAGUUCCUGCUACAGCCUAUAAUUCACCUGAAGUUUCAUUAAGCCAAGAUGUUAUUGCAACAAUUGUUGAGAAGAGUAUGAAAACAUGUACUGACAACCUUAUGCAAUUUCUUGACAUUCACAUUCAGGAAGUACAUAGGUCUGUACAAAUUUUAAGAGUCAAACAAUAGUUAGUUGAAACUUAAAAAGAAUUAACCAAACUACGACUUGCUUGGAAAGGAUCACCUUCCUCAAGCAAUUCAGUCCAACGAGGAGAAAUUUUCCCAUUGUGCCAUUGAUCCAAAAACAGCUGAUAAAUAAUGCUGCUGUUACAUCAUCUGACCCACAUAACCAGAAGCUAGCUCUUUUCUUUUCUCGUCAAGUAGCCUUCCAGAAACAGCCUAUGACCCCCUCAUCUCAAGAUCCAGUUCUACAUGCUGCCCGCAUCUUCACUCAAUCCACGAACUACGGCACAAGUUCCUCAGGUUCAGUAUUUUCCUUCUGAUCUGCAGUAUCAAUAUCAUUCAUCAACCGUACAACAUAUUUUCAGUAUCAGCAGCCGCAGCAUCAGCAACAACAAUGGCCUCAACAGUCACCUCAGCUAGUGCAACCUUUGCAACCACCCUCAAUGCAUUCUAAAAUGAGACCCCCAUCAGUAAAUGCUUACACUCCGUAUCUUACAAGCCAAGCUACAAGUCCACCUCUCACCGACACAUUUCCGUACAGCAUGCCGAUGCAAAAGGCAUAUUCAUGGACGCCACAAACCGAGCGCGUACCUAAUGAAUGAAGGUGGCAGAAAAAUUACUCUCCCAAACUUUCUCAAUUUGCUCAAGGUGGAUAUCCUCCUCAAAGUGCUUCCCUCCAGAAUCCUGCACCACAUAAUCUAACGGUCAGGAAUCCCAGCGAGCUGCAACUUAUGCGUAGCCAUCCUUACAAUGAAUUGAUCUUGUGGUAAGUAUUAAUCAGAGGUGAUCUUGUGGUAAGUAUUAAUCAGAGGAUGGAGGAAACUGGGCAGCCUGUAAAUUUUAAUUAUGUACUUGAGAGGUAGAAUGUACAAAGUUCACUGGGUCUCCAUAGGGGAUGGUCAAGGCAGCAGCUCUCCCUUUCUCAGAAACAGAAUGCGCCGCAGCAACCUACAGUACGUAAUGGGGACAACAAGGCAAGGGAAAAGGAACAAAUACACAAUCAGAGGCACCGACACGGUCGUUAGAGCUAAAGACUGUGUUUUGCUACGCCGUACUGACGCGAUCAAACCAAUCAUAGCCCGCGUGGAAAAGUUUGAGCAGGAUAAUAUGAACAGAAUGAGGGUCUAUGUCAGAAAAUAUUAUCGACCCGAGGAAACCAUUGAAGGACGCGUAUGUUUUCAUGGAGAUAAGGAGCUGUUUUUGUCUAAUCAUUAUGAUGUUCAUAGUGCUGACACAAUUGAAGGGAAGUGUUUUGUGCACAAUUUGAAGAACUACAUGAAGCUUGAAGUUGUAGGUGCUAACGAUUACUAUAGCAGGUUCUGGUACAAUGCUUUUACUGGGGCUAUGACACCUGAACGCGUUGAAGUGUUAUGCAAAUGUGAGAUGCCUUAUAACCCGGAUAGGUUAAUGGUGCUGUGUGGAAGUUGCAAUGAAAGGUACCAUCCUAAAUGCGUGGGCAUGCCUUUUGAAGAAGCAAUGAAAUCUGAAGAUUUUAGAUUUGUUUGUUCAAAAUGUUCACCUGAUUUAAAGGAUUAGGGACUUAGUAAUUGGAUAUUAGUCUUAAAAGCUGUUUUCUUUUUCAAAGGAAAAUAGAUGAACCCUCUGAGCGGCUAGUUGUGGUUGGCAAUGUGUUGAGCUAGUCUGCAUACUGGAUCCCAUGGAAGUUUCUUAUGUUAUGAUAACACUUUUGUUGAUUUUACUUGUCACAUGUGUGUUUCUUCA
Medicago truncatula (barrel medic) is the source of this 2146-nucleotide messenger RNA. RefSeq names its product chromatin remodeling protein EBS. The record is from RefSeq and is a predicted model, not a curated record. The transcript has 7 exons. The coding region runs from base 1271 to 1960 and encodes 229 amino acids. Lineage: Eukaryota; Viridiplantae; Streptophyta; Magnoliopsida; Fabales; Fabaceae. Gene Ontology annotation, molecular function: chromatin binding.